This is a messenger RNA of Setaria italica (foxtail millet), 1947 nucleotides long. Its product is annotated as putative rRNA methylase YtqB. Bases 4 to 894 code for a protein of 296 amino acids. Lineage: Eukaryota; Viridiplantae; Streptophyta; Magnoliopsida; Poales; Poaceae. The transcript has 6 exons. The record is from RefSeq and is a predicted model, not a curated record.
UUAAUGUCUGAUCCAGCAGCCACUUCCAAUCGCGGAGCUCGUCGCCAAAAUCCGCCCACAGGUCACAAGCCUCCGCCGCAGUCGCCACUGCUCGCAACGAUGCCGCCGCCGCCGAACCCUGGCUUCCUCCUCCUCCGCUCCCAAACCCUAACUCCUCGCUUCCGGCGAAGCCCCAGCUGCGACCCACUCCUUUGCCGGCCCAGGCGGUGCCUCUCCGCGCGCGCCUCCGCCGCACAACUGUCCGCCGCGGGCGUCGCGACGGCGCAGCAACCUGAGCUUGGGGUGGAGGAUGCGGUGGUGGGCUUCGUCACCGGCAAGAGGAGGGCCACCGAAGUAGCCCACGCGGUGUGGAGAAGUAUUGUUCGGAAAGGGGAUACAGUGGUUGAUGCCACAUGCGGGAAUGGCAACGACACGCUUGCUUUGCUUAAGAUGGUGGCUGAUGAAAGAGCGCAGGGGUGUGUGUAUGGGAUGGACAUUCAAGAUUCGGCAAUAGAGAGCACUUCCUCUUUUCUGAAAAUGGCUGUGGAUGAUGACCAUCAGCGGGAACUAGUAAAGCUAUUUCCGAUAUGUCAUAGUAGAAUGGAGGAAAUUGUUCCCAAAGAUGCUCCUGUCAGGCUUGUAGCUUUCAAUUUGGGCUACCUUCCAGGAGGAGAUAAAACGCUAAUCACAGUACCUAGGACAACUGAGCUAGCAUUGCAAGCUGCCAGCAGAAUUCUCAGUUCUGGGGGACUAAUAAGUGUUCUUGUCUACAUCGGGCAUCCAGGUGGAAGGGAUGAACUCGAUGUUGUUGAAUCAUUUGCGUCAAGCCUUCCGCUUGAUACCUGGGCGAGCUGCAAACUUCAAAUGGUCAAUAGGCCAGUUGCUCCAGUACUCAUUCUUCUGAACAAAAAGUGAUCACAGUUUCAAUAGAGCAGCACAAUGUUGGGACUUGGGCAUUGUGGGUGACCAGCACUCAGCAUUUCGCAGUGACCACACUUGCCAAUGGAGCUCAGUACUACAACGUACCAAGGAUUCAAAUUUUAAGCUGGCAUUGGUCGCAUUUUGGUUGAGUCUGCUACAUGGGGUGCAAUAUUAACCAGCUGCUUGGCAUUUGCACAAGCUUUGAGUGCAACUGCAGUGUGCUUUGUGCAUAAUUUUAAUAUCCCUCCUUAUUUGUGCUGUCCUUUUCAUAACUUGUAGAAUUUUCCACUUGGUUGGCAUUACAAUUUACUUAUAGCGGCAAGGGGUGCUUCUUAAAUGUGUUAAUGGGCUCCAGACAAAUUUCCAUAGCAUUUGCUGCUGAAGCCAUGUGUUCUUAAACAUGAGUAGAUGAUUCCACCAUAGACUAAAUUCAAACUGCAUUUACCAUGUAUAUAGCAACCUGACUCCAACUCCAGCAUUGGGCCAGUGCUUUAAAAAAGAGCGCUAUCUCUGGCAUGAUAAACUCGACUCUUCCAACAAGAACAUGAACAAUUCUCAUACGUACACUAAAAAAUCACGCAUUCCUGUGCCAUACUAGAUAUUCCGUUCCGCCCAUUAUUAUUUAAUCUACUGUGCAUGAAAGCAUGUAUUCAGGGCAACAUGGAGGUUGAAGGUUGCAAGCUGCUAAGGAGUCGAUGAUCCAUGCGCUGCUCAUAACUUUGCCGCCAGAAGCUCAGGUCAAAGCCUGAGCAUUAGCUUGGCUACGACUACCAUCGACACCAUCAGAGGAUUUUGGUUUCACCUUGUCUUAUUCUUGAUGCUGCAGACGACGAGGAUGAGGGAGCUGUAGUUGAGCAACUUCUGCUGGUCUCUUUGAGGCAGGCUUUCUCUGCAGGAUAGUUCCUCCGGCCGCAACCUCACAUAACAAGGGCACACGAUCUUAUGUUGUUGACAACCAGAUGGACAUAAAAUGCUUGGUGUAUUAGAACCGAUGUUCGAUCCGCUUUGUUUACUUGUACCAUCCAAGGGUAAAUGUUGGUGUAUUCA